GAGCGGUAACAUAAAUCCCCAAAAAAAAAAAAAAAAAAAAAAAGGACCCAAAAAUGCUUCACUUCGCACGUUACUUAAACCCAGAACUGCGACACGAUACACCACUCUGCAGGUAUUGCUUCAAUACCCUGGGAAGGCUCUACAGGUUCAAAAUAAAAAAUGCACUGAAGCAUAAUAAUGAUAAGAAGCCGGCUACAAGCAUCUCGGACGUGAUCUCCAGUCAGCGACCGGAACUUAUUUCGUCCUCGAACCCAACCGCGACGACGUCCACAACGGCGGCAGCUAACCCGCCACCUGUACCCGUCCAUACAAACCCCAGCGAGGAGAGAAUGCCCACAACACGUGCAGCGGCUGCGGAAAAACGCAAGCACUACAAUCCGCCGCCAGCGGCUCAACAGGAAUCUAACAGCUCAUAUGUGAGCGAUGACGACGAUCGCAAUUCGAAUCUGAGUCUGAAUGCGGUGAAUUGUACUCGGCUGCCGCACAUCCAGCCGAUCCCCAAACGACGGACGGUGCACCUGAACAAGGAGGCCAUGGCUAUAUACCUGGCCGGGACCACUGGAGGCUAAAACAAGGCUCGUAAUUAAUUAAAUUUGUUUUUGAGUGGAACAAAGAAAAGAGGCAACGUUAGUGACUUCUGUGAAGGAACCUUUUUUGUUUCUUUUCUUUAUUAUUAAAAUGUUUAUGCGGAUAUAAUUUGUGAAACAUUUGUACGCGUAGUCAGAUGAUACACCAUUGAACCACCCAAAAACCCAGCUAUAUAUUUCCGAAAAACGGCGCACGUGCUUUCAUGAUUUUGUGAUUCGUCGGACACAUCUUGCAUACAGACAAAUUAAAAACUGGUAUCCUGCACAGAUGGCUGCAUAUUUCAGUCAUAGCUAUCAUUA
Molecule: messenger RNA, 887 nt
Organism: Drosophila guanche
Lineage: Eukaryota; Metazoa; Arthropoda; Insecta; Diptera; Drosophilidae
Exons: 1
Coding region: 54-569 (171 amino acids)
Source: RefSeq, a predicted model, not a curated record